Adineta ricciae is the source of this 990-nucleotide messenger RNA. The record is from the annotation of a GenBank genome assembly. Lineage: Eukaryota; Metazoa; Rotifera; Eurotatoria; Adinetida; Adinetidae.
AUGACUUCUAUGACACGAUCCUCGAUUACUGGACUUUAUCAUCCCAAACCUUCGAGAACGAGUUUUGGCUCACCAUCACCUAGUCUGUCUUUAUUAGAUCAUCCAAAUUCGGAAACGAAAACGUCAGCCGUACAUCGGCUCUUGUAUGCGGAUCAAUCCGGUGAAAUGAAUUCAUUGUCUAGUGUUGAUCUUACCAAAACAGCGUCGUCAACACUUGAACAAUCGGUCGUUCAAGCUCAACUUAAACGAGCUAUCUCGUGCAAUGAAGUAAUGGAAGCGAGUAUGAAGCGAUUACGAACUGAAACACAAAACACCAUCGACGAUCUGCGAGACAAAAACGAAACAUUGGAACGCUCUCUUCAUGAAGCAAAAAUCAAAAUAUCCGAUCUCGAACAUUUACUAGAGAAAUUGAAACAACCGACAAUCAAUUCAAAUGACACCGUUACUCCACUCUCGAUUUAUGAGCAACAAAUCAAUACAUUGCAAAACGACAAACUUGAACUGAAAUUGCAAUUGCAAAAUAGUGAAAAUUUACAUUCGAAAGAAGUGACUCAAUUGGAACAAACCAUCAAUGAAUUGAAGCAUAAACUAACCGACGUUGAAAGUCUAUUGAAAUUAAAUCAACUUGAACAAGACAAACUACAGAAUAUCAACAAAGAAACAAUGAAUCAAUCGAAUAAAAAAACGAAAGAGAUCGAAGAAUUGCAAAAACGUGUCAUUGAAUUGGAAUUAAUCGUUUCGACACGUCAUCGAACCAAUGUGAUUAAUCAAUCACUCGUUGAUGACGUCAAACGAAUUCAUGAUCUUCGAUACGAAAAUGAACAGUUGAAGAAAGAUAUUGAAUUGCUGAAAUUGAAAUGCAAUGAACGAGUUUUACAUGAUGAAGAACUUCGUACUUUACGUCAACAAGUCGAUAACGGUCAAAACUAUCGAGCAAUCAUCGCCAAACAAGAAGCAGAGAUUCUUAAACUUCGUGAACAUUUUGUAUAG